AAUAAAGAAUAUUAUAGAGCUACAAGGAGAGGAAAGAUUAUAAAGGUUGUUAGGGAGGUAUACUUGAGAGAUGAUAUCGCAUGUGGACAUUCAAUGUGUACAGCUUGUGAAGAGUUGAACAAGACACUUUAUAAGACAAUUGACGAACAGGAGAGAGCUGCCGCAGCAAAUGCGGAGUUGACUGCACAGAAUGUAUUGGUGUUGGAUACCAAUGUAGUACUGCAUCAGAUCGACUUGUUGGAGGACCCUGCCAUCACCAACGUCGUCGUGUUGACCACCGUGUUGGACGAGGUCAAGAAUCAGAACUUUGCCAUUCACAACCGACUGCGAGAGAUCAUCAAGAACCACGCUCGUCACUUCUACGUCUACUCCAACGAGCAUUCACGUCACACCGCCAUUGAAAGAGAGUCUGGCGAGACUCCAAAUGAUCGAAAUGACAGAGCGAUAAGAGUUGCAACUGAAUGGUAUAGAGCACAUUUGUCAAAGUACAAGGUCAAGGUUAAUCUGGUGACUAAUGACAAGGACAAUCUGAAGAAGGCAAAGGCAUUGGGAUUGGAUGGAAUGACUAUACAGGACCUGGUUAUGCAGAUGAGUGAGGAGCAUCCAUCACUCGUUGAUAAGUUGUCGGCACCAGACGAUGAUGAACACACAGACUCAACAGACUCGAAGCGUUUCCAAUUCCCCGAGCACAAGAGUGUCACGGUGAUCACUGAUCUUCUCAAGAAGGGCGAGCUGCAUCAGGGUAUAUUGCGCACCGAUCAAUCAAACUACCUCGAGGCGAGAAUUAGGAGCGAUCAGUUGGACAAGGAGAUUCUGAUCAAGGGCUUGGAGGCGAUCAACAGAGCGGUCGAUGGCGAUGUCGUGGCUGUGGAGCUCCUGCCGCGCGAUCAAUGGACCGCACCAUCAGGUGUCGUGCUGAUGGACACAGAGGCGCUAGAGGAGGAUGACGAUUCAAUCGCCAAGGACGCCAGGAUGGUCGAAACACAUCAGCCAACAGGCCGCGUCGUUGGCAUCAUCAAGAGAAACUGGAAGCCAUAUUGUGGCGCUGUAGAGUUCAAGGGCGACGCCAAGGCGACCACGGGCGCAGUGCAACUACUCUUUGUUCCAAUCGAUCGUAGGAUACCAAGGAUCAGGAUCAGAAGCAGACAGGUCGGCAGCAUCGUGGGUAAGAGGAUUGUCGUCGCUAUUGACUCGUGGGAGCGCCACUCCAAGUACCCCACGGGCCAUUUCGUCAAGGACCUCGGCCCUUUGGGCGACAAGGAGACCGAAAGCCAGGUAUUGCUGUUGCAGUUUGAUAUCCCACAUCAUCCAUUUGGUGCGUCCGUCAUGAAGUGUCUGCCGCCCGCCAACUGCAUGGACAACAUCACACCAGUCGACAUGAUCGGUCGUCGUGACCUGCGCUCGGAAUGCGUGUUCAGUGUCGACCCUCCCGGCUGCACAGAUAUCGAUGAUGCUCUGCAUUGCAAGAAGUUGCCUGACGGUAACUACGAAGUCGGAGUGCACAUUGCUGAUGUGUCACACUUUGUCCGCGAGGGCACAUCCAUUGACGAGGAGGCAGCGCACCGUGGCACGACCGUCUACCUUGUGGACCGCCGUAUAGACAUGCUUCCCGGUGAGCUGUCUGGAAACCUCUGCUCACUGAUGUCCAACGUGGACCGCUACUCAUUCUCAUGCAUUUGGAAAUUGGACGAGGCUGGCAAUGUCCUGGACGUGGAGUACACCAAGAGUUUGAUCCGCUCAGUGGCCUCACUGACGUACGAGCAGGCUCAGAUCAAGAUUGAUGACGCCACCCAGCAGGACCAGGUGUCCACCAAUCUGCGCAUGCUUCUCCGUCUGUCCAAGGUGCUCAAGACUCGCCGUUUCGAAGCUGGUGCUCUUUACCUCGCUUCACCACAGGUCAAGUUCAAGACUGAAGAGCUGGGCGGAGACCCCUCCGAUGUUGAGCUCUACCAGAUGCGCGAGACCAACUCAAUGAUUGAAGAGUUCAUGUUGCUGGCCAACAUCUGGGUGGCCAAGAAGAUUCACAAACAUUUCCCCGGCUGCGCACUGCUGCGUCGCCAUCCCACGCCCAAGGCCUCCAGCUUUGAGCUGCUCAGCAAGCUGAUCGAGCAAAAGGGCUUCACAUUCAAUGCUGAGACAUCCAAGCUGCUGUCUGCCUCGUUGGACGCAUGCGUCAUUGAGGAGGACCCAUACUUCAACACAUUGUGCCGUAUCAUGACCACACGUUGCAUGUCACCCGCCGUCUACUUUAGCUCUGGAUCACUGCCAUACGAGGACUUUAGACAUUAUGGUCUGGCCUCUGACAUCUACACACACUUCACAUCGCCAAUCCGUCGUUAUCCAGACGUGAUUGUCCAUCGUCUGUUGGCUUCGGCCAUCGGAGUCCAAUCAGUGUCACUCAACAUGGAGAACAAGACCGUUAGCAAUCUGUGCGAAGGCUUCAACUUUAGACACAGGAUGGCGCAGUAUGCUGGCCGUGGCUCGACCAACCUGCACACAUUGAUCUUCUUCAAGGGCAGAAAAACUGUGGAGAAGGCGUACAUCAUUCGUGUCAAGGCCAAUGCAUUCGUGGUAUUGGUGCCACGUUAUGGAUUCGAAGGCACAGUCUACGUUGCUGAGCCCAAUGCACCAUCAUCGUUCACCUAUGACUGUGUCAAUCAAACAUUAUCCAACGACACACUCACAUUCCGUGUGUUUGAUCCAGUCACCGUUGAGAUAUUCGUAGAUGACAGCAAAGCACACGAUCAGAAGCUCAAGAUCAUAUGUAUAAAUCCAUCGAUACCAUCAGUUACAUCAUCAUCAUCCAAGUCAGCCAACAUCACAACAUUUGAGGAAAGUAUUCAAGAUGUCAAGUCAAUCACUGCGAACAACAAUAUUAAGAAGAAGUCAAGAGAUGAACCGAAUGAUCGUAAUAAUACAAAG
Messenger RNA from Acytostelium subglobosum LB1, 2922 nucleotides. RefSeq lists its product as hypothetical. The record is from RefSeq and is a predicted model, not a curated record. The annotation marks the transcript as partial. The transcript has 2 exons. Gene Ontology annotation, cellular component: cytoplasmic exosome (RNase complex); nuclear exosome (RNase complex). Gene Ontology annotation, biological process: rRNA catabolic process. Gene Ontology annotation, molecular function: 3'-5'-RNA exonuclease activity; endonuclease activity; RNA binding. NCBI's taxonomy places the organism in Eukaryota, Evosea, Eumycetozoa, Acytosteliales, Acytosteliaceae.